CAUGUACACUCUAGAAUGAUACAUAGGCACAUACUCCUGCUGCCCUGUACUGUAUGGACAUUUGUGGCACUGGACUUCGCAUAGUUUGUACUGAUUUAAAUAUUCUAAUACCCUAUAAAGUGUGUUAAAUGAUCAUGGAGAGGAAGAGGAUGGACUGCCCGGCUCUGCCCACGGGCUGGAAAAAAGAAGAAGUGAUCCGGAAGUCGGGGCUCAGUGCUGGCAAGAGCGAUGUCUACUAUUACAGUCCCAGUGGUAAGAAAUUCAGGAGCAAGCCCCAGCUGUCUCGAUACCUGGGGAACACUGUUGACCUUGGCUGUUUUGAUUUCCGCACUGGAAAGAUGAUGCCGAGUAAAUUGCAGAAGAACAAACAGAGACUAAGGAACGAGCAUCUCAGUCAGUCCAAGGGCAAGCCCGACCUGAACACUGCACUACCGAUCAGGCAAACUGCCUCCAUUUUCAAGCAGCCAGUUACCAAAGUCACCAACCACCCUAGUAACAAAGUAAAGUCGGAUCCUCAGCGAGCGAUCGAGCAGCCACGACAGCUUUUCUGGGAGAAGAGACUACAAGGUUUGACUGCGUCUGAUGUAACUGAACAGAUAAUAAGAACCAUGGAACUUCCAAAAGGUUUACAAGGUGUUGGUCCAGGUAACACAGAUGAGACCCUUUUAUCUGCUAUUGCAAGCGCUUUGCACACAAGUUCUGCACCAAUCACGGGACAGCUGUCUGCAGCAGUGGAAAAGAACCCAGCUGUAUGGCUCAACGUGACCCAGCCCCUCUGCAAAGCCUUUAUGGUCACAGAUGAGGACAUUCGGAUUCCAGAGACUUUAUUUUUGCACCAGAAGCAAGUUCCCAAAUUAAAACUGAAGACAUCAUGUCUGGAUCGUCGUCAGUCUAUGCUUAAAGAAACAAAAAGGACCCACGCACAUUUUACUAGCUUUAUAAUAAAUAGCUCGAACCAAGGCCUUUUUUGACCAUCAUAUUUUUGAUGUACAUAUCUAUAUAUUUCAGAUCAAUGUUUACUUUGUGAAUUUGUGUUUUUUUUUAGUUUUUUUAAUAUACAUAAUAAGCAAUACACUUAAACAUUUGUGUUCCUAAACCCAGGUUGCAAUCUGCUGGAUUUGUAUUGCUAAUUUUUAAAUUUGUUUUAUUGUUAUUAUUAUUUUUUUUUUUUUUUUGGCUGGAAGGGCUAUGCUGUCAGGGUUUGUAUUCAAGUUUAUAUAAUUUCUAAAAAACAUAGAAUGGAAACAACUUAUUUAAAAAGAUUUUUAUACCUCUAAAUAAAAAAAAGAAUACCUGUGCAUUCUUUCAUCAGUGUAAAGUAAAUAAAUGAUUAUAUUCACAAAUGUAUGUCUUGUGGUGAAUAGAAUAAGAUCAGUUUGUGUGAUGUUGACCACUUUAGAAAUCAAUCACAAUGAAUGCCAUGCCAGUCUCUGCAGGGAGCAUUGCAGAAUGUAUGUAUGUAUUAUUUAGUGUCCUGGGGGUGGUGGUAGAUUGAAGAACUAUCCCACACAGCCAUUCUACAUUGGUAGUAAAUGGCUCUGCACUUCCCCUUUGCCUACUUUUGAAGAGAGGUGAUUUAUCUGUUCAGGCAUCCCAAUAUAUUUAAUGAACCUAUCUGUGUUAAUUACUGUGUGUUUUAGCUAAAAGAUACAGUGAACUUUUAGAAAAGCCUGUUUCUAGAUAUAGAAGGGUUAUGGACAGCUGGCUGAUAAUGAAAAGUCAAGCUGCAGAAGGGAAAGAGAACCAUUUUAAGCACAUUCCAAAUACCUUUGUUAUUGGCCCCUGACAGAGGUCACUGUUUUUUAUCCCAGUUAACCAAAGCAAUGUUGCAAAUGUGGCUCUUUGCGACACUUACCCUUUGACCGUGAAGUUUUAAAGUGAAACAAAUGUAGUGAGACUGGU
Polyodon spathula (Mississippi paddlefish) is the source of this 1902-nucleotide messenger RNA. RefSeq names its product methyl-CpG-binding domain protein 2-like. Gene Ontology annotation, molecular function: DNA binding. Lineage: Eukaryota; Metazoa; Chordata; Actinopteri; Acipenseriformes; Polyodontidae. The coding region runs from base 129 to 971 and encodes 280 amino acids. The transcript has 7 exons. The record is from RefSeq and is a predicted model, not a curated record.